Molecule: messenger RNA, 2347 nt
Organism: Apis dorsata (giant honeybee)
Lineage: Eukaryota; Metazoa; Arthropoda; Insecta; Hymenoptera; Apidae
Gene: Pyroxd1
Product: pyridine nucleotide-disulfide oxidoreductase domain-containing protein 1
Exons: 4
Coding region: 564-1997 (477 amino acids)
Molecular function (GO): oxidoreductase activity; flavin adenine dinucleotide binding
Source: RefSeq, a predicted model, not a curated record
GUUAUAUCAGUGAAAUUUAUCCAUUCUACAUUUGCAAAAUAUUACAAAAUAGAAGAUAUUGAAAAUAAUACAGAUUUACCAGUUCCUCCUUCAAAAGAUAGAAGUAAAAUAAUUCCUGUAGAUAUUAGUAUAAAAUAUCUUAAAAGUAGUGCUUAUAAACAAACUUACGGAGAAGAACCUAUUUGGAAAUAUUAUAGACGAAGCUUUAAAGGUCAAAUUCCUCCAAAGAAAACACGAAAGACUUGUAUUAGAGGUGGUAUAAUUGCUACUGGUAAUCCAUGUCCAAUAUGCAGAGAUGAAUAUUUAAUUCUUGAUUAUCGUAAUAUUGAUUUAUUAAAACAAUUUAUUUCUAAGGAUAAUGGAGAAAUUUUAAAUUAUCAUUAUACUUGUCUUUGUCAAAAGGCUUAUAAAGAUCUACUUGUUGCAAUAAUGAAAUCAAGAGAAUAUGGUUUAUUUCCAUAUCAUGUUCCUUUUAAAUAUUAUAAUUAUUUAGAAUGGAAAAAUUAAUGCAUUAUUUUUGAUUUAUAUUUGAAAAUUUACAUUUAAGAAAUAAAUCAUAUAAAAUGGAUGAAGAAAAAUUAAACUGUACAUUUUUAAUAGUAGGUGGUGGUAUUGCUGGAAUAUCUUGUGUUGAAAGCAUAGCUUUUCUUGCUCCAGAAGAAAAAAUCAUUCUAAUUACAGCAAGUCCUUUAAUAAAAACAGUCACAAAUAUAAUUCCACUUGGUAAAACUUUAAUGCAAUUUGAUAUAGAAGAAAAAGAUAGUACAGUUUUGAUGAAAAUACAUGAUUUAUUAAAAAUUAUUAAUGAUUUAGUAAUAAAAAUAGAUAGUUUAAAUAAACAAGUGGAAACUAAAAAUGGAAAAAUUAUAAAUUAUAAAAUGUUAUGUCUUUGUAAUGGUGCUAGACCAAAACUUAUAGAAAAUCAUAAUGAUUUUAUACUAGGUAUAAGAGAUACAGAAUCAGUUCUUCAAUUUUCUCAAAAAAUAAAGAAUUCAAAAAGAAUUGUAAUAGUUGGAAAUGGAGGUAUUGCAACUGAAAUGGUGCACGAAGUAGAUGGUCUUGAAAUGAUAUGGGUAAUUAAGGAUAAACAUAUUUCUGCAACUUUUGUUGAUCCUGGAGCUUCAGAAUUCUUCAUGAACAAAAUAUAUAAAAAUAGUACAUUUAUAAAUGCUAAUGUAAGUUCUUUAACUAAAAGAAUGAGGUAUACUGUCUCUGAUAUUACAGCUAUAGCAGAUGGACCAGCUUUAGGUCCAGAUUGGCAUAACAAUUUUGAUAUAAAAAGUAGUUAUCUUAAAUCUGCAAAAGUACAAAUAGAAUAUGAAUGUGAGGUAAUUAAAAUUCUUAAUAAAUCAGAACAAAAAGAAUUUGAUCCUAUAGAAGAAUGGCCUAUAUAUGUUCAAUUAACAAAUGGAAAAAUUAUUGGUUGUGACUUCAUUGUGUCAGCAACUGGUGUAAUUCCAAAUUCUGAUAUAAUAGGUUUGGAAGAUAUAAAAAAGGAAAAAGAUGGAGGAUUAUUGGUAGAUUGGAAAUUAGAAACUUCUAAACGAGAUAUAUAUGCUGCUGGGGAUAUAUGUAGUGCAGGGUGGGAAUUAGCAAAACAUUGGUUUCAAAUGAGAUUAUGGACUCAAGCACAUCAGAUGGGUCGAUAUGCAGCAAAAUCAAUGGUUUCUAAAAUGAAAAAUGAAGAAUUUUUACAAGAUUUCUGUUUUGAACUUUUUACUCAUGUAACUAAGUUUUUUGGUUACAAAGUAGUUUUACUUGGUUUGUAUAAUGGACAAAAGUUGGAUAAUAAUUACGAAGUAUUAUUACGAAUAACUAGAGGAGAAGAAUAUAUAAAACUUAUAUUAAAAAAUGGUAAAAUGCAAGGAGCAGUUUUAAUUGGAGAUACUAAUUUAGAAGAAAUGUGCGAGAAUUUAAUACUUAAUCAAUUAGAUUUAAGUAUCUAUGGAGAAGACUUAUUGAAUCCUGCUAUUGAUAUUGAGGAUUAUUUUGAUUAAUUAUAAUAUAAAACUUAUAUAGUUAAUUAUUAUAUUAUAUUAUAAUUAUAUUUUAUUAAUUUAAUAUUCAUAAAAUAUGCUUUAUUUAAUAGGAUACUUAUUUAAAUUGAUUAUUUUAUUUGAGUAACUUUACAGACCUUAUAUAAAUUUAAUUAAACAUUCAUACAGAAUAUUUUAUAUAAUAUACAUACGUAAAUAACAUUAUAUAACAGCUAUGAAUAAUAAAAAAUAAAAUAAUAGUCACAUAUUAAACAUAUUUUUAUGUUCCACUUAAUGUUUUUCAAGUAUAUUACCAAUACGUUUAUUUAUAUAAUAAUAUAUUUCUCUAAAUAGAAAUCUUAUUUAAUUAA